Molecule: messenger RNA, 1552 nt
Organism: Owenia fusiformis
Lineage: Eukaryota; Metazoa; Annelida; Polychaeta; Sabellida; Oweniidae
Source: the annotation of a GenBank genome assembly
CCGCCAUGAAUGUAUCAGAGAGGGUGGUGAAGUGCAAAUCUUGGGAAUAUGACACAUCGGUCUUUACAGUCACAACUGUAUCACAGUUCAAUCUAGUAUGUGAUGAUGAUUGGAAGUUGGCAUUCUCGUCCAGCGCAUUUAUGGCAGGGAUGUUUCUGGGUGCUAUCUCUGCGGGUGCUGUCUCAGACAAAUUUGGAAGGUAUAAAACGUGUAUAACAUGUCUACUUCUAAAAAUGGUGGUAUCGUUCGCAUUAGCCUUUCCUCCAAACUACAUCGCCUGGGUGGUUUUUAGGUUCCUCCUCGGGUUUACUGGCCUUGGAUUCUUUACAGCUCUUUUUGUCCUAAACACUGAAAUGAUUCAUCAGAAGUACAGAGUGAAAUGGUUUUCAAUAAGUGGUUUCAUAUACAUAGCAGGUUACCUGUUAAUACCUGGAAUAGCAUUCCUUCUUAAAGACUACCACUGGCAACAAUUGGCGAUGACAGUACCUCUCAUACCAUUCGUGUUGUGUAUAUGGUACCUACCUGAAUCUCCGAGAUGGCUUCUUGCUCAAGGGCGACAGAAAGAAGCCUUGAAAAUUCUUAAGAAUAUUGGAAGGAUUAAUAAAAAGGAAUUGCCUGAUGAUGUAGAAAUACAAAUGAAUGACAAAACGCCAAGUGCCAGUGUUAUUGAUUUGUUUCGAACCCCUGGUCUUCGGAAAAGAACGUUCAAUAUAUAUUUUCAAUGGUUUGUAAACGUGACCGUCUACUAUGGUCUCACGCUCAAUAUUGGGAGAUUGCCUGGAAACAUUUACCUCAACUUUUUCAUGUCUGGUCUUUUAGAGAUACCAGGCACAUUUUUCUUGAUGCUAACUCUUGAUAGGUUUGGUAGGAAACGACCUUUUGCGGUUGCAGAGUUACUCGCAGGGCUGUGUUUAUUGGCAUGUUUACCCGUGAUUUACAGAUCUGAUCUAAGAGCUGUUCGAACUGCAUUGGCUCUUGUAGGCAGAGUUUUCAUAUCCGUUUCAUUUGGUACGGUUUACAUUUUUACUGUGGAGUUGUAUCCAACUGUAUGUAGAAACGUAUCAAUAGGGUCUGCAUCAACAUUCGCAAGGAUUGGCGCAAUAUUAGCCCCCCAGUUGUCACAUCUGGAUAAAUAUUGGGCAGGAUUGUCAACAUUAGUGUUUGGGGUCAUGGCAAUUUUGGCAGCACUCCUAGUGCUCCUUCUUCCUGAUACUUUGAACACAGCUCUCCCAGAAAGUAUUGAAGAGAGUGAACACUUUGGGAAGAAAAAGAAAAUUGAACAAGAACUGCAGGAUAACACGAGACUUUGACAUAAAAAGGAUAAACUGAAAAUGAAAAAGUUCCCAUCUAUAUAAUACUGCAUAGCGACCCUUGAACAAUUGUAUUUAUAUUUUAAGCAUUUAUUCGGUAUUUACAUUCAUCCUUUAACUAAUUCUAAGACGAAUGAAAUCACCGGAUUGAUACCUAUAGAGCGUCAGAACCUGAGAAAAUUAUUGAAUAGCAUAGUCUAUCAAGUCAUAGUCAGAAAAUAACAAAAAUUGCGACAUUACAU